Molecule: messenger RNA, 1502 nt
Organism: Corylus avellana
Lineage: Eukaryota; Viridiplantae; Streptophyta; Magnoliopsida; Fagales; Betulaceae
Source: RefSeq, a predicted model, not a curated record
ACUCUCUCUCUCCACUCUUUGAGAAAACUCCCACAGGCGCCCCCGCCCUCCGACGAAUGCCGACCAGGACGAACGCCAGCGCUCGUGUCUCCUUCGUCGUCACCAGUGGCUAGAUUUCGCUAGAAAAAACAGAGAAACCCCGACACUUUUACGACGAUUUUGGGUUGUUGUGGAAUUGAACCAUUCUUGGUGGGUAAUCUGACCAUAUCUUGUGCAUUUCGAUGUUGAUUUUGGUUAAUUUCAUCUGGGUUAUAGUGAAUUUAAACUCUUCGGACGAUAUGUGGUUUGUGGGUUUGUUUGGUUGAACCGUUUGAUUAGCGUCGUGAGGUGGCGUUGGUCCGGCCUGGCGGUUUUGGUGAGGCUUUUCAGAGGUGGUGAUGGGUUUUUUCUCAGAUUCCCCGUGGGGUUUGGCAUGAGCGGUGGCGGCGUGGUCCGACUCUGGGUGGUGAAGUUUGUCUGAGGUGGCGGUGGUUUCAUGGAAAAUCUGAAGGUCACGGUGGGUUUUGGCCUGGGCGGUGAAGCUUCUCAAAAGAGUGAGUUUCCAGGUACGACAACCUCACAGAAGACUCGCUCAAAUUUUUUAACCCAUCCUAAAGAUGGGUCAGAUGGGUCAGAAAUCAGAAUGACCCGACCCAAGUAAGACCCCAAAAUAAAAGCGGCCGAUGACCAACGUGUCAUAUAUAUAUAUAUAUAUAUAUAUAUAUAUAUAUGGAGUUAGUUUAAGAUUGAGGCGCCAACUUGCUCAACUCAAACAAAUACAGAAAAUCAGAAUCAAUCUCUCUCCAUCCUCAAAGAUUCGUCUCUCCUUCCUCAAAGAUUCGUCAUCUCUGCUUGCAACUCGCAAAAAUGGUGAUCACCAUCCACAUCUCACCGAGCCUGUUAAGAGAAGUAUCUGACUUUGUGAAGUUAGUGAGGGAGUACAACAACGGAGCAUUAUAUGAUCCUUUCAACCAAAUAAUUCAAGAUUACGAUCAACAAAGGAUUGACUAUUAUGAAGCUUCUUCAAGAGUUGGCGAGUUAUUCAAUGGUCACAUCCAACUUGUUGAACUUUACAAUGGUCUCAACAAGGAAUUCAUCAUAAACUAUUAUCAUGCCAAACUCUGGGAUCGUUUUGCCAUCAACGAUAAUCAGCGUUAUUUGAACUUUUUUGAAAUUCUCCGAGGCUAUCGUAGUGGGCAGAAGAGCAUGAAGAAAAUGGUAGAAGAGUUAGCCAUACUUUUUACUGGUCAUAUGGAUUUAUUCUUGGGGUUCUGUGAAUUCUUACCGCGUGACUUUGAUUUUGGUGAGUGAGAAAAGGCCAUCAUCACGGAAAAGUUCAAAAACUCAAACAUGUUCCAAUGAUUUACUUUUGUUUCUGUUUCUUCUUGCAUUGUUACUUUUGUGGUUUGGUAAGAUUUAAUUCCUGUAAGAGAGAUUCACAAUUAAUUCAUCAAUUGAUAAUGAUAAUUCUUUUCUAAGUGACAUAGAAAAUGUAUGAUCAAGGAAUGGUGACUAUAAUUGUU